Westerdykella ornata is the source of this 1566-nucleotide messenger RNA. RefSeq names its product FAD/NAD(P)-binding domain-containing protein. Bases 36 to 1085 code for a protein of 349 amino acids. Gene Ontology annotation, molecular function: oxidoreductase activity. The transcript has a single exon. Lineage: Eukaryota; Fungi; Ascomycota; Dothideomycetes; Pleosporales; Sporormiaceae. The record is from RefSeq and is a predicted model, not a curated record.
CCAAAUAAAAAAAAAAAUCCCCAACCCCCACUACCAUGCCUCAACCCCCCCGCCCCUCCAUCGUCGACUGCCUCAUCAUCGGCGCCGGCCCCGCAGGCCUCACCUCGGCCCUCGCCUUCGCCCGCACCCUGUCCACGGCCCUCGUCUUCGACUCGUCCUCGUACCGCAAUGAGGGCAUCGCCCACAUGCACACGGUCCCCUCGCGCGACCACAUCGACCCCUACGAAUUCCGCGCAAUCUCGCGCUCGCAAAUCACCUCGCGCUACGCGACCGUCUGGUUCGAGGACGCGACCGUCGUGCAGGCGCGGAAGAAAUUCCUAACCCUGAAGAGUGCGCAUCUAGGGUCGCGAGAAAGAGAGUACGACGGUUUCGAAGUCGAAGAUUCGACGGGGAAGACGUAUCAGGGCAGGAAACUCAUCCUAGCGACUGGUUCGCAAGACGUCCUGCCCGGUAUACCCGGGUACGCCGAGAAUUGGCCCUCGCACAUCUACCAGUGUCUUGCGUGCGACGGGUUCGAGCUGAGGGGUCGACCGAUAGGGAUCCUCGAGUUCAAGUCGCCCAUGGCGCAGCAUUUCGUCUUCAUGGCGAAAAACUUCUCUUCCAGCGUUACCAUUUUCGCCAACGGCGAGGUCGAAAAAGAGAAUGAGGCGGUAAAAAAGGCGUUGAGUGUGUGUAAGCAGUGGGGGGUUGGUCUGGAUGAGAGGAAGAUUACGAGGAUGAUUCGGCAUGGUGGGGGGGAUGACGCGCCUGGGGGGAUUACGUUGGAGUUUGAGACCGGGGGACCCGUCACGUUGGGGUUUCUGGUGCAUAAGCCGCCGACGGUGAAUCGCGCCGGGGAUUUGAUUAUGCAGUUGGGGGUCGAGACGGCGCCGGCGCAGAUGGGCGGGAAUGUCGUGGUCAAGGAUAUGUUUAAUGAGACGAGUGUGAGGGGCGUGUUUGCCGCGGGAGAUACCAUGACGCCGUUGAAGCAGGUCACGGUGGCCAUGGCUGAGGGGUUGAAGGCGGCGGCGGGCGUGGGGAAGCAGAUUGGGGAGGAGGAGGCGUUGGAGGCGUUGAGGGCGUUGGAGGGUGCGGAGGGGGAGUAGGAGAGGGUGAGGAGGGCCGUGGUGGAGUAAGAGAUUCAUUAGUGCAAGGUACAGUUGUUGAAAGUCAAUGAUCCAGUGCAUGUAUCCGUCCGUUGAGAGUUGUGCUCAGACGUCUCAAGACACUUAGAGGCGGUAAUGCAUGACGGCCAAUGCAAUAGUAUAUUCAGAUAUGCCUAGGUGUCUGGCUAUCUAUUCUAGGGCGGACUGCCGUAUUGUUGGUGGAGGCGCACAACAGGAAGUGACUGACGGGGAGUGAACAAAAUAAGGGUCGAAAUACGUGUAGCUUGGAGAUUUCGGAGCCAGUGUCUAACAUUGACGGGAUUUCCAUAUUAGCUCCAUAGAACCGACGAAGGUUCCCACUGAGGCUUACAGACAGAAGAUGGUUGUGAUGGGUUGUUCGCACUUCCUGGUCCGCACCUGCUGUGCCUUCUACGCCCGCAAAGUGCGUAUGGCCGCCUAGUGCGCGAACAUGCCAGUGUCG